GAACGACUUUUAUUUUGUAGGUUUUUAUUUUGAAACGCCUUACCGGAAGUGUCAUCCAUCAAAAACAAAGGAUGUAAACAAACGUCGCUAUCGGCUUUAAACUGCUACAUGAAAUCGGUUUAUCUGGGUGAUAUGAAGCCGUCUGAGGUGGAAACACAGAAAUGAUUGCCUCGGCGCUGUGAAAGGCAGAGGGGGAAGACGGCGGUCAAGGUUCGCUGGCAGAUGGAGAAUGGAGACCUGGGUCACAUGAUGGGAGAGCCAGUAAGUCUGAACGUGGGUGGCUGUGUUUACAGCACUUCUCUGUCAACAUUGAAGCGUUACCCAGACUCAAUGCUGGGUGCCAUGUUCAGAGGAGACCUCCCCACAGUCAAAGACUCCCACGGAAACUACUUCAUUGACCGGGACGGCCCACUGUUUCGCUACAUCCUCAACUUCCUGCGGACGUCUGAGCUCACGCUGCCGUGUGACUUCAAGGAGCUGGAGCUGCUGCGGAAAGAGGCAGACUUUUACCAGAUUGAGCCCCUGAUCCAGUGCCUGGGAGACCCCAAACCUCUGCUGCCGUACCCCACAGACACUUAUGAGGAGGUGGUGGAGCUAUCCAGCACCAGGAAGCUCUCAAAGUAUUCCAACCCUGUCGCAGUCAUAAUCACCCAGCUCACCAUCACUACCAAGGUUCAUGGGUUCCUGGAGUCCAUCUCCAAAGGUUUCACCAAAUGGAACAAACACAUGAUGGACACAAGAGAUUACCAGGUUUCCUUCACGUUUGGGCCGUGUGACUACCAGCAGGAGGUCAGCUUGCGUGUCCACCUGCUGGAGUUCAUCUCAAAAGCUGGUUUCACCAUAAGAAACACACGGGUUCUUCACAUGAGCGAACGAGCCAACGAGAACACGGUGGAGCAUCACUGGACGUUCUGCAGACGAGUUCAUAAAGUCGACGACUGAUAAACAGGAGGAACCUCAGAGGGUGGCUGCGUCUGCAGACACGGGCGGAUGUUACAGGAUCAUCAGCUGAUACUGAACACCAGGGACAUAAAGGACAGAUUUUAUUUAUUCAUACACGUCUUUGGUUCUGUGUAAUGCAAGGGGUGGAAAUGUAAACUCCUUUCACUAAACAACAU
Messenger RNA from Cyprinodon tularosa, 1118 nucleotides. It is a transcript of the gene kctd6a, whose product is annotated as potassium channel tetramerization domain containing 6a. The transcript has 6 exons. The record is from RefSeq and is a predicted model, not a curated record. Gene Ontology annotation, molecular function: protein binding. NCBI's taxonomy places the organism in Eukaryota, Metazoa, Chordata, Actinopteri, Cyprinodontiformes, Cyprinodontidae. Gene Ontology annotation, biological process: protein homooligomerization. Bases 223 to 942 code for a protein of 239 amino acids.